Molecule: messenger RNA, 1349 nt
Organism: Jatropha curcas
Lineage: Eukaryota; Viridiplantae; Streptophyta; Magnoliopsida; Malpighiales; Euphorbiaceae
Product: PLASMODESMATA CALLOSE-BINDING PROTEIN 2
Source: RefSeq, a predicted model, not a curated record
GACAAAGACAAAAGCUUAAGCUUAAUUCCACUUCCCCAUAAACACAUUCCCCCAUUAUUUGGUCCUGUAAUGGUUAGUAUAAAUACUGUAAUUUAGUAUAUAUAAAAGUAGUGUAUGAUACACUUAAAGGUCUAACCUAUAUCAGAUACAGACGCCUCCACUACCCAAACCCACCGUCACUCAUAUUAUUGUCUAGAAGUCUCCAUUCCGCACACAAACACAUACCCAACUCUCUCUUUUUCCCUCUCUCUUCUUUCUCUCUCUUUUGCCAUCCUUUUGUUCUACUCUCUUAAAGUGCUGUUAAUUUCUCUUCUUUUGCUGCUCAAUCUUGCAUAAUCAUGGCUGUUCUAGUGUAUUUAGUGCUUUUCUUAGCACUUACUGGUUAUUCAAGUGCUACUUACUGUGUUUGUAAAGAUGGAUUGAGCGACGCAGCACUACAAAAGUCUCUAGAUUAUGCUUGCGGUGCUGGAGCUGACUGUACUCCGAUCCUUCAAAAUGGUGCUUGUUUCCAACCCAACACCGUAAAAGACCACUGCAGCUACGCUGUGAACAGCUAUUUCCAAAGGAAGGGUCAAGUAACUGGAAGCUGUGAUUUUGCAGGAACUGCUACUACUAGUGCCAGUCCCCCUUCAGGUGUUCCUUCUACUUGUGUUUAUCCUGCAUCUUCAAGCACUGCCGGCACAGGCACCACAACCCCAAGCACAGGCACCGGCACAGGCACAGGCACCGGCACAGGGACAGGCACAGGGACAGGGACAGGGACAGGCACAGGGACUGGGACAGGCACAGGCACAAGCACAGGGACUGGGACAGGCACAACAAGUGUGACUCCAUUUGGAGGGCUGGGUCCUACAGGAAGUGGCACUGGCUUGGACAAUCCUAAUGGGGUGGCAUCCAUUAAAGGCACUAAUAACUUGUUGGUUGCUGCUUCUUUGAGCCUCUGGUUUUCAGGCAUGUUUUUGUUGUGGGGAUGAAUUACAAGGUGAAAAGAAGAUUAGCAGCAAGUGGGGAUGGAUGUGUGGAUGAGAUUUUGCCAAUGCAGGGAUGGGUGGGAAUGUAAUUUUAUAUUGGGUCGGUAGGGGAUCAUCAUCCAGACGCAAAAAUACCCCACUAGUUCUUUCUUUUCCUUGUUUCUAUGCAUGCUCCUAUGUGAAAGAAAAAGGCUGGGGAAUUUGAUUCCCCAUUGAGUGGGUGAUAUGACUUGUGAUGGGUAGAACCUGAUGUCUUCUUUUCAGAUUUUUUCUUUCUUUUUUCCCCUUUUGUAUAUCUAGAGAGAGUAGUAGUAAUUUUUUUAAUCUAAUGGAGAAUUCGUACCCGUCAUAUACACGACUCCAAUGGUUGUGUGAUUU